ACGCAACAAUGCCAGCCGACGACAGUAACCUCGUCCGCCACCGCCGCCGCCUGGACCUCGACCCUGGCGACGACGACGACAACGAUGGCGUCGUAGAAACACCCCUCGAUGACGCAGAGGAUCUCGUGUGGACAUGGCUGCCUCUCGCUCUCGUCGCGUUUGCCGUCGUGGCAUUGGGGUCCAUGUACUUCAUCAGCUCGCACGACCACAUGACGUCCUACUUCCACACAAUCCACCAUGGCCCUCGCUUUCUCAUGACCGACGGGCAGCGCGAAGUACGUUUAUCGCGACAGGAGCUUGCGUCGUACAACGGCGUCGACAAGUCCAAGCUGUACCUGGCUAUCUUGGGCCAAGUGUUCGACGUGACGGCCGGCGCGCGACAUUACGGCGUCAACGGCGCGUAUCGCCACUUUAUCGGCGUCGAUCGCAGCCGCGCGUUUUCCUCCGGCAUCAAGACGGACGGCGAAGAUAUCACCACGUUGACCGACUCGGAGCUGCUGAGCGUGCACAAGUGGCUGUCCUUCUUUGCACACCACAAGGAAUACUCCCGUGUGGGGACCGUCGAAGGCCUGUACUACGAUCAGUAACGUUACGCCGUUGUCAAGUCGAGGUUUUCCACCACGUAACGUUAUAUACACAAUCAACACUAGGAUUGGCCACGCGCAGCCCAUCGUUGGAACCAUCCGCAGUCGCAUCCGACAAGCCCAGGCCCAAGUGGAUGCCGAGGCUGCUAUUGAGCGCUGCAACAUGCAGUGGACAGCCGACACCGGCGCCACGACCAUCUGGUGCCAAGACGCGUCCAAGUACCCCCGGGCAUAUGGCAGCAGCGACAACUCCAUGUGUGGAUGCUUCACGACAACGGAAUUGGCGACCCAGAACUUGCCCCUGUACAAGGCGUGUACGGACAAACGAUGUGUGGUCCCAUCGUAAGAAAUAACACACCCAAGUGGACACGAGUGAUGGGUGGCGGUGAGAUAUUGUUGGUUGCAGAAGUAGCAAAUUGUCUGUUACUAAGGUGUUUCAUGCAAUUUCCGCCCAGUUUGUCGUACAA
Molecule: messenger RNA, 1051 nt
Organism: Aphanomyces astaci
Lineage: Eukaryota; Oomycota; Saprolegniomycetes; Saprolegniales; Verrucalvaceae
Exons: 2
Coding region: 134-937 (267 amino acids)
Source: RefSeq, a predicted model, not a curated record